UCUGCAUAAGUAGAGACAAAACAAAAUCUCCCCUCCCCACCUCGACUAACUUUUUAACCUCUCGGCAUGCCGUGUACUGUUCUCGCUAUACUGGCUAAAGGCGCAGAGGAGCUCGAGCUCGUCACAGUCGUGAAUAUUCUGAGAAGAGGGGGGGCUGCUGUUGUCAUCGCUGGUUUGAAUGGUUUAGACCCGGUUAAAUGCAGUAAGGAUGUUGUUAUUGUGCCCGAUCAGGAACUUGAAAAAGUUAAAAAGGAUUUAUACGACAUGGUGUUCAUUCCCGGCGGUUUAGAAGGGGCAAAGGCUUGCGCCGGCUCUGAAUUAGUUAACGAAGUGCUCAACCGUCAUUACCAAAAUAACAAGUACAUCGCGACCAUCUGCGCAGGCCCGUUGUCUUUAAUAAAUCACGGCAUUGCUCGCGGGAGUUGUGUUACUUCCCAUCCUUGCAUUAAAGAACAGCUUGUUAAAGAGGGCUACUCCUAUAAGGAACAACCGGUCUGUGUGGAUGGCCGCAUCUGCACAAGUCGAGGGCCAGGAACAGCUCUUUUGUUUGGCUUAAAAUUAGUAGAAGUGCUUUUUGGUGAAGAAAAGUAUAAGGAAGUCUGCAAGCCUUUAAUGAUCCCUUAAAUUUACAUAAAGCCUUUUCUUUCAAGUUUAUUAAAAUUGCUUUUUUUGCGAGAAACUUUAUGAUUUUAGCGUGCUCUAAUUUUC
Molecule: messenger RNA, 708 nt
Organism: Zophobas morio
Lineage: Eukaryota; Metazoa; Arthropoda; Insecta; Coleoptera; Tenebrionidae
Product: protein dj-1beta-like
Exons: 6
Coding region: 67-624 (185 amino acids)
Biological process (GO): response to oxidative stress; glyoxal metabolic process; glycolate biosynthetic process
Cellular component (GO): cytoplasm; nucleus; mitochondrion
Source: RefSeq, a predicted model, not a curated record